AUGGCGUACUCUUCUUUUAGCGAUUUAAUUCCACGUCUUUCUCCUUGCGGGAUCCCCGCCAUUGGCAUUGGAACUUAUCAACUUCACGCCGAGAAUUGUGUGCAGUCCGUUUCGAGCGGGAUACAGUGCGGCUUUCGUCUAAUCGACACCGCGGCGGGCUAUAAAAAUGAGGCGCUUGUCGGCGAGGGGAUUCGAAAGAGUGGAAUUGAUCGCUCUGAUCUUUUUGUCGUCGUUAAAAUCCUCUUGAGAGCGAUGGGAAGCAAAGAUUUAGUGAGGGAAAGCAUUCGUGAGAGUAUACAAAAACUCCAAAUUGGCUACGCCGAUUGCGUUAUUAUGCACUGGCCGAGCGGCGCGGGAAUCAAGCCGGAAGACUCCGCGAGCAGCGCGGCGGCGCGGCGUCGAUGUUGGGAAGUCAUGAUGGAAUACCAAAAAAAAGGCUUAGUUCGCUAUAUCGGCGCCUCAAACUUUUUACCUCGACACUUUGCGGAGAUCGAGUCCAUACGGAAAACGCUUCAGGAAGGGGAAGGGGAGGGUGAUAGCGCGUUCGCGAAGCCCGUCCUCAACCAAAUUGAACUCCAUCCGCUUUGUCUUCAAGAAGACGUCCUCGCCUACUGCCGAGCGAAUGAGAUGAUUCCACAGCAGUACGCCCCCCUUGGCGAGAACGAUGAGCGGCUUGUAAAGCAUCCCAAACUGCUUGAACUUCAACAACUUUACUUCCCACAACAUACCAUCUACGACAUGCUCAUUAUGUGGGGACUCACGCAAGGGUUUUGUACAAUUCUUAAAACUGGCCUUGCCGAGCACCACAAGGCGAACUUUCAGGCUGCCAUUGACUACUUCGCCUCGGUGAGGCGGCAAUCCCAAAGCGGUGAAGACAGAGACGAAAACAACAAUGAUAAAUUAUCAAACACGCCUGAAGCGAAGUCGUCGAUGACGGCAUUGACGCCUCGAUUCUUGGAUAACAAACAGCUCGAGGUGAUUCGAAAUCUACGGGAACUCAUGAAUGUAAAAGAGGAUAUGCAUGUGUGUUGGUACAGCGAACACAUUGCCUAA
This is a messenger RNA of Phytomonas sp. Hart1, 1053 nucleotides long. Lineage: Eukaryota; Euglenozoa; Kinetoplastea; Trypanosomatida; Trypanosomatidae. The record is from the annotation of a GenBank genome assembly.